Mya arenaria is the source of this 471-nucleotide messenger RNA. Its product is annotated as C-type lectin domain family 7 member A-like. The transcript has 4 exons. The record is from RefSeq and is a predicted model, not a curated record. Bases 73 to 435 code for a protein of 120 amino acids. Lineage: Eukaryota; Metazoa; Mollusca; Bivalvia; Myida; Myidae.
GAAGAUGUCUUCUGUACACUAGCGAACUCGUAUGGUUAUGUCUGCGAAUAUGACGCGGUUGCUGGAGUUUCCAUGGAACACACCACUCUGACCCCAACGGCCGCUUUCAUGUCGGAUGGGGAUAAAAGCCUGUGCCCACCUCGUCUCGUAACAAGCACUCGCCACAUCUUGGCCGUGUACGAACAGAGCUGCUACGAAGUCAUAAAUUCACCCACCACAUGGGCCCAUUCGAUCAACAAUUGUGAACGAGUUGGUGGACAUUUGAUUCGUAUUGACAACGCCAAUAAGCAGACCUACAUUGAUAACUUUUGGAAGAGACAUCACCCAACGGGGGCUGUUUGGCUGGAUCUAAAUGAUAAACACGUCAAGGCACAUUCAUUACCUCUGACGGCAACCAGCCUACGUACACCAACUGGAAGCAAGGCUUCUCUGUGACCAGCCAGGCAGAUUGUGCAGCCCUCUACCCCAGCC